CUGCAUUCUGGGAAAUGCAGGAGGUGUUGACUACAGGGAGGAAACUCCAAAGCAGGCGAAGUACUGGAUGUGCUGCCAGGAGGGCAGCAUUCCUCGGUGUAAACGGAAUUCAUGUUUUGGUAUUAAUGGCAUGCAAAGUGAGCAGGACAAGUGAGUUUUCUGACAAACAGACGGACACGAAGCGGAGCAGCGAUGGCUGUCGAAAACGUGAGUGUGGUCUUCAAGCUGUACUGCCUGACAGUGAUGACACUGGUGGCAGCUACAUACACUGUGGCUCUACGGUACACCAGGACCAUUUCAUCAGGGGACCUGUACUUCUCCACUACUGCAGUGUGCCUCACGGAGGUCAUUAAAUUAAUACUGAGUGUGGGGAUACUGGCAAAAGAAACAGGAAGUCUUCCCAGACUCAAGAACGCCAUACAGGAACAUGUCUUCUUAAGUCCCAAAGAGCUGCUGAAGCUGAGCGUGCCCUCAGUAGUGUAUGCAGUUCAGAAUAACAUGGCCUUUGUCGCUCUGAGUAACCUCGAUGCAGCUGUUUAUCAGGUGACCUAUCAGCUGAAGAUCCCGUGCACAGCCUUGUGUACAGUCCUCAUGCUGAACCGCUCUCUCGGCUGGCUGCAGUGGUUCUCCGUCUUCAUGCUCUGUGGAGGCGUCACACUGGUUCAGUGGAAGCCUGUAGAGGCCACUAAAGUUCAGAUUGAACAGAAUCCCUUUGUUGGGUUCGUCGCCAUCGCUAUUGCUGUGCUUUGCUCUGGAUUUGCAGGUGUGUACUUUGAGAAGGUGUUGAAGAGCUCGGACACAUCUCUGUGGGUGAGAAACAUUCAAAUGUACCUGUCUGGCAUUGUGGUCACCCUGAUUGGUGUUUACAUGACUGAUGGAGAGACGGUGCUGGAGAAAGGCUUCUUCUUCGGUUAUACACCCUGGGUGUGCUUUGUUGUAUUCUUGGCCAGUGUGGGUGGUCUGUACACAUCAGUGGUGGUGAAGUAUACCGACAAUAUUAUGAAGGGCUUCUCUGCUGCAGCUGCUAUUGUUCUUUCAACAGUGGCGUCUGUCAUCUUGUUUGGACUACAGAUAACGAUUACAUUUUCCUCUGGAGCCCUCCUCGUAUGCAUUUCAAUCUACCUGUAUGGACUUCCAAAGCAAGACACAUCCAAAGUGGGCCGCCAAGACACAGACAGGGAGUCCAAACAGAAACUGAUCACUGUGUGAGUGUCUGACUUGGCCAGAUCAGACGUGGAGUCCAGUUUUCUGACAAGCUAAGAGUACAUGCACUGUGUGAGCACUGGGGAGCAACUCCUGGUAUUUUACUGAAGAACAUGAAGUUGCUCAGUGUUCUGUUCAUCACGUGGGUCACAGCUUCUCUUUUUUUAAAGGCAGAAUGUCCUAAACUAUUGAGACACGGACACCAGUAGAGUGGGUACCUGGUCAACUCGUGUGUAUGCAAGGGUUAGGUCACCAUAAAUAAAUAAUAAAACACUGAUUGUACAUUCACUCAAUACACACAAGUUUGCAUACGCACGAGUUGACCAGUAUCUGUAGAGUAAGAGGGAUUUUGCAUCUGGCACAUGUCAACUAUUUAAAUAUUUGAUCUAAAUAUCAACAAUCUUUCUCCAGAGAUUCCACCUUUAAUGUAGGCCAGCUCCUCCCUCUACCCACAUAAGACUGGAGACAGCACUAUGAACUUCCAGAUGAUUUGAAUGCCAGAUUCAAACCGUCUUUCAGUUGAUAUGACAAACCAUUUUUUUUCAAGCUGGCUUUUAUAGCUAGUAACUUGUAAAGUCUGUAAAUAAUCUGAAGCAAUCAAAGGAGGCCUUGAAUUGAACUUGAGACAUGCUGGAGAAAUAAGCAGUGACAGGACUUUGAAGCCUCUGUUUAUCUGCCAUAGGGGGCAUAUAAUUACCACAACUCCUUAAUGUGGAGUUUUCCCCGAUCGGUAAACUUUUUUUGAAACUGAAGUGUCUUUGAUCAUAUAAUGCUAAAUCUGAAUGUGACCAACUCACAGGAGAAGACACUUGAAAGAAUGACAACUGCAUGUGGGAUUAUGUUUAUAAUGUCAUCUCCCCAGUGUCUUGUAUCUUUUGUAUCAGUUCCGUUUCAUUGUAUAAACAUUGUCUUUAUUAAAACUGAACAGAAAUAUGGUAAAAGGA
Messenger RNA from Acanthochromis polyacanthus (spiny chromis), 2147 nucleotides. It is a transcript of the gene slc35a1, whose product is annotated as solute carrier family 35 member A1. The record is from RefSeq and is a predicted model, not a curated record. Gene Ontology annotation, biological process: pyrimidine nucleotide-sugar transmembrane transport. NCBI's taxonomy places the organism in Eukaryota, Metazoa, Chordata, Actinopteri, Pomacentridae. Gene Ontology annotation, cellular component: Golgi membrane. The transcript has 8 exons. Bases 193 to 1209 code for a protein of 338 amino acids. Gene Ontology annotation, molecular function: pyrimidine nucleotide-sugar transmembrane transporter activity.